AGGAGCGGAGGGACUGAACAGCUGACCGCUUCGCGUAAAACGUGAACCCCGGUGAUGGAAAAAUUGGAGGUUUUUUUAUUCACAUACAUGGUCUCUCACUACCUCUGGAACAUCUUAUUCAUUACGUGGCUUUUCACCGGCGGGACGCCCACUGAGAUCUCCAACUAUGGAUUGUCUUAUUGAAGUUGGGCCACCUGAUCCUGUUUGCGCGAGGAAAAACGACCACAAUUAGAGAAAGAAGUCGUUAUGGACUGUUGUGCAAUCCGUGCAUUUCCUGCUCAGAGAGCUUUUGGUGUCAAAAGCAGAAUUUCCUCAGGAUACCACAUCUGUGUGCGCGUAAAGGACAUGGAGACAACGGUUCGAUUCAACGCUGCCUGAAACCUUCUGCGCUAUGUUUUAGUCAUUAUGUAUUAGUCUGUAGUUAGAAUAGAGGCUGUGCUUUUAGAGCUGUUUGCUUUCUGCUGGCUUUGAUGUGAGAGUUGAGGACAGCUUUUAUUGCGCGCAUACCAAUUGAGCGCUGCAGUUUAGCCGCUCCGUUACCACAGGAUAUCCACUGCAUCAGGACCCGCAAUCUUCUCAACAGGCCCCUCUUACCACAGGGAAAGGGUGUUACUGAGAAUACUGUGUCAAGUCCUGCAAUUUGAACUUUAAACACAGCCAAGAAAGUUGUUUUUAAAGCUGCAUCCAAGUGCACCUGCUUGGCAGAACUAAACCAUGGCUUUACCAGAUAGUGGCAUCUCUGGGGAGGAGGUACCCUUCCCAGAGAUUAUAGAGCUCAAUGUUGGUGGCCAGGUGUACAUAACUCGCUUCUCUACCCUCACAAGUGUGCCAGACUCCCUGCUAUGGGAGAUGUUCAGUCGAAAGUCAGCCAAAGGACUGGCCAGGGACACCAAGGGGCGCUUCUUUGUGGACCGUGAUGGUUUCCUGUUUCGUUACAUCCUGGACUACAUGCGGGACCAGCAGCUGGUUCUUCCUGACCACUUCCCUGAGCGCGGGCGACUGCAGAGGGAGGCUGAGUUCUUCAACCUUCCUGAGCUUGUCAAGAUGCUGGCACCCAAAAUCAGUAAGCAGAACUCCCUGGGUGAUGAGGGAUGUCAGAGUGACCCAGAGGACUCCUCACCUGGGAUUGACACAGCCCGCCACCUUGGCUCUCUGGGUGCUGCUGCUGCCGCUUGUGCAAGUCUUGUGCCUGGUACAAUGGAUGGAAAACGGUCCGGGUUCAUCACAAUCGGCUAUCGAGGUUCAUACACCCUGGGCCGUGACAGCCACACUGACGCCAAAUUCCGCCGGGUGGCACGGAUCAUGGUGUGUGGAAAGACCUCCCUGGCCAAAGAGGUGUUUGGGGAGACGCUGAACGAGAGCCGCGACCCUGACCGCCCCCCUGAGCGCUACACAUCCCGCUACUAUCUCAAGUUCACCUUUCUGGAGCAGGCGUUUGACAAGCUGGCCGACGCAGGCUUCCACAUGGUGGCCUGCAAUUCCACAGGAACCUGCGCCUUUGCCCAUGAGCAGACGGACGACAAGAUCUGGACCAGCUACACUGAAUAUGUGUUCUACCGUGAGUGAGACUAUAGGCUUUCUUCCCCCGGUCCCCCACCCUGUCUCCAAGUGCCCCUCUUCCAGCCUCCAGCCAUCCUGUCCUUCUCUCUCUGACGGCUCCUGCACCAGUAGAUGUACCGUAGAUGUUGUGCCCUUCCAUCUCUCUCUGCAGCCUCCAGCAUUUAUCCUGUGAACAGUACCCAGCAGCUGCUCUUCAUACCUUUUCUGCAGGUUGAAUCUACAGCCCUCCCCUCUCAACCCCAGAUCCAUCCCCCUCAUCCUCAGGUCCAGCUUUUGCCCUUGCUUAAGCCGCCAUUCCAUGUAGUUGUAGUCCCCAAUCCUUGACCAGAGCAACCCCACCGCCUUUCCUGCAGAGACUGAUAACCUUCUAUGUACUAUUUCCUUUUUGUACUCUAUAUAUAUAUUGCAUCUGCCUUGGUGAAGCACAAUACUAUAUCCAAGAGCUAAUUUUGUUAAAUGAGAGCCCCCAGUGUGUCUGUAUGACUAUUGAAGUCAUAACAAGGGCAUAAAAGAAAGGGCUUCAAAGCGUGGCCGUGAUGUACAGUGCUAUACUUUGGCUGCUUACUCGAGCAGAUCAGACUCUGUCCUGCUCCUCUGAACUAAAUUACCAAAUAAUUGGACAUCUUAUCAGCCUAUAGAGGGACAUGAGCAACCCAAGCACAAGAAAGAAGUGCAACACAAAAUCUAAUUUCUUUCAGUUUUUAUCAAAUGUGUCUAGUAACAUGUGGUUGGGAAUGUGCCAUAGGUCAUCCGUUCAAUUGUUGUUAUGAAUGAAUGGGGGUUUAGGUAAAGCCUCUGUUUAGAAUAAUACAGUCACAUCGAAG
This is a messenger RNA of Scomber japonicus (chub mackerel), 2384 nucleotides long. It is a transcript of the gene kctd12b, whose product is annotated as potassium channel tetramerisation domain containing 12b. Gene Ontology annotation, molecular function: protein binding. The record is from RefSeq and is a predicted model, not a curated record. Lineage: Eukaryota; Metazoa; Chordata; Actinopteri; Scombriformes; Scombridae. The coding region runs from base 715 to 1566 and encodes 283 amino acids. Gene Ontology annotation, biological process: protein homooligomerization; regulation of G protein-coupled receptor signaling pathway. The transcript has a single exon.